GCGGAGCGUUGGUUGGCUGUAUGGGAGGCAUCCAACGACGAAGUCUUCAAGUUAAAGGCCGCCAAAAUUCGCGCCAACCUAGAGACACACUGCUAUUACGGAGGCGUACAGCGGGGGGACGGAGGAAGCCCUGUUAUCAGUCCGCCUGUCAUUCUUGGUCCGCAUCUCUACAAGCUGGACAACCGGAGGCGUAGUAUCGACCAAAGGGCUCGCAUCAUCCUGCGCCAGCUGCUCGUCGCUGGUGUGGGCCACCGUCCAAUCAUCUGGAUCAGCCACUCAGCUGGAGGCAUAUUAAAUAAGGAAAUCUUGCGAAUAUCUGUCACACACUUUGCCGACUGGACAAAGAAUACGGACCCCAUUGUACCCCUGGAGCUUCAGGAAGAAAUCUCCAUUCCGUUCAACUCAUUUGCUUUCGGUGACGAUUGCAGUCCAGACAACCAAUCAGAGUCCCCUAACAAGCUUGUUUUCAUCUUACCUGAUGUCAAGGACGUAGCGAAGAAUACCAGCUUGAUCAUUUUCCUCAGUGUUCCUCAUCGAGGUGGAAUGGACCUGAAUCAUUAUUACCUGUACCCGAUGACAACCCAGCUGACACCAGAGGCCCUUGACCUCCAGAAAGUGAUCAACUCAAAAGUGCGAAUAUACCAAACUGUUCUCGGAUGUAUUGUUGGUCGUUUGAAAACCUUCAUUCCUUUUAUCUGUAUGAAACUUGUUUGUCUUGAUGGAAGUUUACAACGCUUUUUCUACAUGCUUUCACCUACACCAGACAAUCCAGCAAUCCUGAGCCUGCAGGCUUGGUUCAAGAUAUGGGCCUUUCAACGGCCGAUCCGCAUAAUUAACAUGGUCGAGACGAAGAAACUCAAAUUUUCUUCACUUCUGCCAGGAAUGCUCAUAGUGCCCUACGACCCACGAGACGAAGAAUACUCCGAAGUUGUCCAACUUGACGCUGACCACCACACCAUCUGCAAACCUGAGACGAAAACAGAUGAAAUCUACCGACGUAUAGUCGCCCUUAUCAGGGACCAAGUGGACUUUCAUUAA
Dibothriocephalus latus is the source of this 1038-nucleotide messenger RNA. The record is from the annotation of a GenBank genome assembly. NCBI's taxonomy places the organism in Eukaryota, Metazoa, Platyhelminthes, Cestoda, Diphyllobothriidea, Diphyllobothriidae.